Messenger RNA from Rubroshorea leprosula, 1834 nucleotides. The record is from the annotation of a GenBank genome assembly. NCBI's taxonomy places the organism in Eukaryota, Viridiplantae, Streptophyta, Magnoliopsida, Malvales, Dipterocarpaceae.
AAAAAAAAAAAAAUGGAAAAAGGAAGGAGAAAAAAUUCUCUACCAUUUAUUUAUCAAUACUGUUUCGCCGGUUGUCACACUUUCCGCGGCAAAAAUGGCGAACAGCAUCGACGUGAAUGCUUCCGAUCAGUUCCCGACGAUCCUGGUCACCAACGACGAUGGAAUUGACGCACCAGGCCUCCGGUCUCUGGUCCGCGUCCUCGUCUCCGCUAAUCGCUAUCGUGUCUUGGUUUGUGCUCCGGGCUCACGAAUUGUUCUGAGAUCCGAUCGCCGUUCUGAUCUUCUUGACGUUGAAUAAUUACUAAGUGUUUGUUUUAGUGAAGUUUUGCUUGUGGAUAAAGACAAUUGCGUGAUGGGAAAACUCAGCUGUCAGUCAUAGCAUUACUUGGCGUCAUCCUAUUUCUGCAAAGCGAGUAGACAUCGAUGGAGCAACAGCUUAUGCAGUUUCUGGUUUCUUUUUCUUUUUCUUUUUUCCUCAUUAAUGGUUUCUUCUUUUGAAUUUCAGCUGAGUCUUAUCAUGCUUUUGUCUCUGGUUAAUUUGUGUUAGUAGUAUAAUCGAACCUCCACUCAUGCAUUGUAAUUCAGUCUACAUUUGGUUCCUCAGAGUAUAGAAUUUCCCAAGUUCAUUGUUUUAUGAUUCUGCUUCUUUUUAAAUAAAACUUAUACUGAGAGAAAAGCACUUGGGAAAGUAAAUGAAGGAUUGAUCUUCAAAUAGAAAUUUGUGGUCUGCUCUUGUGGUUAUAUUAUAUAUCUGGGAUUCUACUGCAACUUUUUUUGGAAGUUUGUUUUUUCCCCUUCCCAAAGAAAUGGGUCCAUUUGUUUUGUUUUAAUUUUUGAGAUCAUCUAUGCCUUGAGAGUUCAAUUAUUCAUCAGCAUCUCAAAUUUAAAUCUCUAACGGAUGUUGUUCACUGGUUUCAGUAAAUUCGUGAUGAAACUUUAGUGUCGUGUAUACUUUGCAGGGACGCCAGCAGAUUGCGCUUCUUUGGGUAUCUCAGGAUCUCUCUUUCCUUCAGUUCCUGAUCUGGUAAUCAGUGGCAUAAACAUGGGUAGCAACUGUGGUUAUCACAUGUUAGUAGUUUGUUCUUUUACUCCUUGUCCCUUUGCAUAUUAGUUAUCUUAUGAUAUUGUUGACAUUUAAGCUGUAGAAUCCUUAGUUCUUCCUUAACCUUUCAAAUUUUAAGUUCUGUUAAGAGUAUGGAGAGGAGAAGAGAUUCAAGAGAAUAUAUAAUGAUAGUGGUGUCUGAAACUUUUUGUUCACCUGUUAUGAUAACAUGUGGAUGAGUUUGGUUGUACAUGCAGCCACUCUAUUCUCCCCUUCUAAUAUAUGCAGUUUGCUACAGAUCAUCUUCAGUAUGAUGGUCAAAAGUAAGAUUCAUCAGACCUGUUACUUUACUUGUAGUAUGUCUGUCUAAAGUUCUUAGGACUUAGAAUUGUUUCAAGGUUCUUUUGGACAAUAAUAUUUCUUUCUUAUGUUCUGGAGUAAGCAUUAAGAGCAUUACAUUAUAUUCCUGAUGCACAUCAUCAUCUUUCCAGAAAAAUAUAGAUUCAAUAAGUGAUCUAAUUUAAGAUUUUGAGAUACCACUUACUUGUAACAAGUGUUUACUCUGGCACAGUUGCAGGCGCUAGGGAGGCCUUCUUUAAUGAUAUACCUGCUGUUUCUAUGUCUUAUGAAUGGUAUGUAGUUCUUUCUAUGGCAACAUUAUGAUUUUGGAAGAUGCCUUUUCCUAUAGCUUUUUAGUAUACAUCCAUUUGUUCUCUAGUAUGAGGAUUUUAGGUUCACAAGUCUCUUUUAUCUCUUCCUAUAUGACUACUCUAGUUAUGAAAUUUCAGGGUU